Messenger RNA from Paramecium pentaurelia, 264 nucleotides. The record is from the annotation of a GenBank genome assembly. NCBI's taxonomy places the organism in Eukaryota, Ciliophora, Oligohymenophorea, Peniculida, Parameciidae.
AUGGAAUAAUUAUAAAGAUAGCCAGCAAAAUAAUUAUAUUUUACAACUGAGUUAUUCAAAAAUAAAUUCAUAACAGAAAAAGAAAAAAUUCAAUUAAAGGAAUUCAUAAUAGCAUAAGAUGAUUUUCUCACAUAAUAUUUUGAUUAAUACGAAAGAAAUGAUAUAACAGAAUAGGAACUAAGAGAAGUAUUUUAUUUUAAUAUGAUUUAGAAAUUAAUCAAAUUAGUUAGGGCAGACUACUUUAAAGAAAAUAAUUUUAAGUGA